AGGGUUUCCCACGAUUUAUUGGUUGGUUCUCAUCAAUUUUUGGUGGGUUCCCAUAUUUUUUUGGUGCGUUCCCAUGAUUUUUUGGUCGUUUCCCAGAAUUUUUUGGUCCAAUUGUAUUGAUAUCCAAUCAGAAAAUACCAAUAAAUUAUGGGAACGAACCAAAAAUUUAUGGGAUACGACCAAAAAACCGUGGGAACACACCAAAAAAUCAUGGGAACUGACCAAUAAAUCGUGGGAAACCCUGUAAGAAAUAGACAGCCAAAGUGAUUAAAGUACCAAAAAAAAGUAUAGAAAAUCAUCAAGCAAUACAUACAGAUGAGCAACGCAAGAAGGGAAUGAUAAAACUAAAUAAAUAACAAUAUGACCAAAGAGCGUAAAUUGUAAAUUCCAAUAGGAAUUAGAGACCUUUCCUACCUUUACCAUUAGAAACGUGAUGCAAUUAUGUAUCGUCUCGCCAACCCAACCAUCCACAAAUCAAGUUCAUCAGUACAAAGCCACCUCUUGUAGCAAUGGUUUAAAAGUGCACCGCACGAUGCAGUUGAAGCAGCGGUGCAAGUGGAUUUGUGACAACGGAGACGACAUCCACAGCGUGCACAGCGUGCGGGCAGCGAAAAGCUCAUAUUACAUCCUUCAGCGGCCAACCCGCGGCUAACACCGCAAACGGAAGGCACACACUUAAAAAUAUUUCCCGACCUCGGUUAAAAAAACUGCCGAAAUCCGUCGGCUCUUUCGAUUCUUGCUGAUAUGUCAGUUGAAAAAACCCAGUAGCCGAAAAUCAGUACCAUUUAAAACUGAAAUAUCAGUUAAAUAAAUAUUUUAACCGAAACUCGGCAACACAACAUGCCGAGCACAUACGGUAACACAGCUGUCACCGAGCUUAUCUGUCAAAAUAACCGAGAUAUCGGUUUGAUACGUUUCAACCAUCUUGGUAGCCGUGACUCGGUUUUCGGUCUGUCAUUCGCCAUUGUGUUUACAGCGUGCUAGUGAAACGAAACAAUUUUGGAGUGGUUUUGUGAUUUGAAGUGCGAUAAAAGCGAAAAUGGAUGAGAUUCUGAACAUUCUGCAGGAAGAAGAUCUGCCGGUACCUGGUCUAAUUUGCUUCUUCUGUGGGGAAAAAGUGUUUGGCUAUGUAGAAGAACUUCAGCAUCAUACUAAUGCACAUAUUCGGCAAAAGCACUUUGAUCCGGAUCGUGUGUUUUAUGAUUGUAUGGUACCAAAAUGUCGAUCGACAUAUAACCAUUUCAAAUCAUUAAAAAGGCACAUAUUGCAACAACACCCACGUUCGCCCAAAACACCCGGUGCUAAAAGAGCUAUCGGAGAAAGGCUCAAUGAGAUCCCAGACGAACCCGUAACAAAAAAAUCAAACCACAUUGAUAUGGAAACUGAUUUUGACACCAAUUCAUUUCCGGCAACUGAAGAAAAUUUUGCAUUUUUUGAAGAAACAAUCACUUUGGAACAAAUUAAAAAAAGCGUCGCUCUGGGUAUUUGCAGAUUGACGGCAGAUGUUUCGCUUCCUCAAACCAAAAUUUCGCAAAUGAUAAAACUUUGCGAACACCUAGUAAAAAUGCUUGGUGUUUACUUCGAAGAAAAAACAAAGUCAUUUUUAACGGAACGUAAAACUGAUUUAGCUGCUCCAGAAACUAUAAACUUUUUAAACAAGUUCCACGUAGAAGAUUUGUUUUCGGAAGUAUCAACGCGUUCAAAACAAACACAGUUUUUAAACAAUUUGGCAGUUAGUAUUCCAAGACCAGUAGAAAAAUUGCUUCAAACACGAGAAGAUAUUCGGCAUAUUGAUGGUAUACCAACAAAAGUAAUAGUUAACGAAACCUUCAUGUAUAUACCCAUCACUGAGACCUUGAAGCUAAUUUUCAGAAAUCCCCAAAACAGAGAAUUAAUGACAGAUAAUUUGCCGCCAUACCCAACCCUCAAAGAAUACUCUAGUUUCCGAUCAGGAGAAACAUACCAAAACAGUGAAUAUUUUAAAAAAUUCCCCGACGCCAUACGAAUAAACCUUUAUCAAGACGACGUGGAACUCGGAAAUGCAUUGAGCUCUAGAGCAGGUAUUAACAAAGUAUCGGUGUUCGAUUUUAAAAUAGAAAAUUUUCCAAACAGGUGGAAUAGUUCUCCGAAAACAAUAUUUCCACUGAUCUAUUGCACUUCUAUAGACUCCAAAAAGCAUGGCUUUAACAAGAUCUUGGAACCUCUAAUUCAUGACCUCCGAAAACUGGAACACGGAGUAGACGUUUUCUACGGAACAGAAAAAUAUACUAUUCGAGCAGUGGUAACGAUGUUCUGCGGUGAUACACUGGCUGUACAUGAGGUUUUCGGACUAAUGGGACCCAUGGCAAAGUUCUUUUGCAGACUUUGCACUAUACCAAGACCAGCAUUUCACCAGAAUCCGUUCCAAAAUUUUCCCAUGCGUACGACAGAGUGGUAUGAAUUCAACUUGGAGAAAGUUAAUUCAGGAGCUAUGAAGCCUUCAGAUUGUGGAUUGAAACGUGGUAAUUGCAUAUUAAAUGAGCUACAAUACUAUCACAUUACACAAAAUUUUGCUUUGGAUACUAUGCAUGACAUAGCGGAAGGAUUGGUGCCAAUAACUAUACAGCUAGUACUAGGUCACUAUCACAAAAUUAAGUCGUUGGGUUUCAGUGCAUCAUUCAUCAAUGAUCGUAUACAUUUAUUUGCCUAUGGAUACAUCGACAAAAAGAAUAGACCAUCGGCGAACUUUACUGAUGAAAUGCUAUCUAAACCCAGUAGUUACAAACUCAAACAGACUGCAUCACAAAACCUGCUACUACUACGUUCUUUUCCUUUUUUGUUUGCUGACAAAGUUCCCGCUAAUUGCGAGUAUAUGCGUAUGAUCGGUCAUUUGUUGAAUAUAACUCGUAUUUUGAUGUCUACAAUAAUAUCUGACCAUAUGUUAGUAUCAUUAGAAGAACUUAUUCGGUUGUAUGAGGAGUCAUUUUACAAAAAAUUUCAACGAAGACUUAACAAAAAUCACCACCUAGACCAUUACAUCCAGUGUAUUAAAAAGAGCGGAAAUAUGAAACAGUAUAAUUGUUUAGUGUUCGAGCAAAAGAACAAACCAAACAAAAAUCAAUCAUCAACUUGCAGAAAUUUUAAAAAUAUUUGCAAAAGCUUAGCACAACGACAAUGCUUUACAAUGGCCAUAGAUAUGCUAGAUAAUCCGUUUACUGAUAAUAUUACAUAUUACGGAGGAAACUUAGUUAAGCGAGAACAUUGUAACAGUGUUUGCUUCAUAGAUUUGUGUGUUCCACAUGUUUUUGUACCCAACAAAGCAACAGUAAAUGGGAUCGACUUCAGAAAAAACUUGCUAGUGUGCAUAAAAAACCACGAAAAUGAAUAUUAUCCGUCGUAUGGUAUUAUUGUCGAGAUAGUGGUUAUGAACAGUGCUAUGUUUUUGCUGAUUAAAUUAUGCAAAACUAUCGGAUAUAAUGAUUGUCUAGAAGCGUACGAAGUUGCAGUAGGACCAACUGAAACAUUUGUUUCGUUUGAAGAAAUCCAUUCGCAUACUACCUUUGCCUUCUGGUCACCAUUUGGAAGUGAUAAAAAAUAUGUCUCCCGAAGGAACUAUUGCCAGGAUUAUUGACAAGCGUAAUAUUAUAUUACAUACUUAAUAGGUUAGAUUGGAAAAUAGGAAAGAUAGGUUGUAACUGAUUAAACAUUUCUUACAGUAAAAGAAGAAAUAACGGACUUGGACACCUUCUUAUCCCUGGACAACAAUGAUUUCACUAGACUACAGUUAACGACAAAAAUGAUAAAAAUAAUUCAAAAAUAUCAAAAACAGUAUGGAGUUACAAUUGACAUUACAACGACU
Molecule: messenger RNA, 3838 nt
Organism: Anopheles gambiae (African malaria mosquito)
Lineage: Eukaryota; Metazoa; Arthropoda; Insecta; Diptera; Culicidae
Exons: 2
Coding region: 1040-3610 (856 amino acids)
Source: RefSeq, a predicted model, not a curated record